This is a messenger RNA of Clunio marinus, 610 nucleotides long. The record is from the annotation of a GenBank genome assembly. NCBI's taxonomy places the organism in Eukaryota, Metazoa, Arthropoda, Insecta, Diptera, Chironomidae.
UCAGUUUAAUUAUUCUUGAAGAACUCAAUAAACUGUGCGAUGGAAACUUUAACUUUUGUACUUCUCGCAAUUGUCAUUGCUGUUGAUGCAAGAAAGGUUUGCGUUCCUGUGCCGGAUUCUGACCCAUGCGCUUCAUUAAGAGCAGCUGCAAUGCCAAUAUGGCAAGAGGCUGCUCAAAUGCUGAAAAAUCUCAAUACUGAAUGCUCUAAUGUACUAAACUCUUUGUCAUUUGCAAACGAAAUGGAAUUUGAUGCAUUUAAUGCCGAAUUUUAUACUACAGGCCAUUGCAUGACUACUCAUCUUUCAGCCUCGGAAGGUCUGAUUAAUUCUAUUGCAAGUAUCGCCGGAAUAUAUCAUGAUGUUUAUUACGGGUUAGUCUACGGAUUCUCUGAAAGAGAAGGCGAUGCACUUUGUCUUGCUGAAGGUGAUGCAAGUAUAAUCAACGCGUUCAGCGAUGUUUUAAACGGAUGGGUCAACAUUAUUCAAUCAAAACGUCCAACCUAAAUAGAUGAAAUUGAUUCAUCCCAAUGAACUGUAGAAUGACUUCAGUUUAUUUAAUAAAGUGAAAAUGCUACAAAACUAAAAAAUUCUUAUAGGUAAUUGACUUUUU